Messenger RNA from Aureobasidium pullulans EXF-150, 666 nucleotides. RefSeq lists its product as uncharacterized. The transcript is spliced from 4 exons. The record is from RefSeq and is a predicted model, not a curated record. Bases 1 to 666 code for a protein of 221 amino acids. Lineage: Eukaryota; Fungi; Ascomycota; Dothideomycetes; Dothideales; Saccotheciaceae.
AUGCAACUCGUUCUGCUGUUCUGUUUCGUCCUUGCCGCACACUCUCUAGCCAUCGACCAGAGAUCGUGCGUCUCGCCCGAGGUACUGACUGUUUCUAAACAAGUCUCGGAUCCACACUACUUCUGUGCAUGGUAUCUCAAGGAUGGAAGGACCAAUUCUCCGAUUCUGGGCAUCAAUGUGAAUGCACUGCUAUCAGCGUGUCAGUGUGUCGUCAGUGUUGAGCCCUCAGGCAUUGAAGCAAAGAAUCUGGCAGCGAUUCAGAAGGCAGCACGUCUUCAAAGCUUUGUCAGCGCAACAUGUCCGAGCACACCUGCCAAUCCCAUCACCAAGCAAUUCACCAGUCCAACUUCUUUCUGCCAAUUCUCCGCGUCUUUCGAACGACAUGAUUCACCUAUACCGAACUUGAACGUUCCUGCCGUGCGCAAAGUUUGCAAGUGUAUCUUGAGUGGUCCUAAGAUAUCGACUUCCAGCAUGCAAGUCAACUACGGGCAAAAAAUCUUCUACUGCGAUCAGAUCUUCAACAAAGACCUCAUUAUCGAAGAUCACCGUCUCAAGCAAGAGCUCAUCAUCAACCAGACUUUCUGCGACUUCAUUGUCAUCAACUUCGCGAACCUCAAGUCGCGUGUCAUCCUCAAGCAAGUCUUCGUCAUCCAGAUCUUCGACUAG